AUGGAAAAUUUUCUUAGAAACAGAAUGCAAGCUCUUAAGCCUGUCCGAACAAGCAUAGAACGCGAAGAUGAAAAGACGAUAGAGAGAGAAGAAGAACCUCUGAGUCCAUGGUCUAUUGCGAGUCACAGAUCGGAAUCCGGUAUCUAUGUCAUGGGCAUUUUAGGGUUCAAGAACAGAAUCAACCCUAGCUGUGUCAAGGAUAACCUGAUGCAUGAUUUGAUGAGGAAUCCUCGCUUCUGUAGCUUGCAGGUUGCUGAUGACAAAGAUGGGAAGAUGAAAUGUGUAAGAACAAGUGUGAAUGUGGAAGAUCAUGUCAUAGUCCCAGAGCUCAACCAAGACAUGGAAUCUGUUUGCAUUGUUCGCGUUCAUCACUCUCUCGGCGAUGGAUUCUCUCUCGUUUCUCUUUUACUUUCUUCAGCUCGUAAAGUUUCUGAUCCAGAGGCAACUCCAUCCUUUCCAGUGAAGAAGAAGAAGGAGAAAUAUGAAGAGCAGAAUAAUUUGAGUUAUCUUCGCAAGUUUUGGUUGAUGUUUCGAUUUUAUUGGAAUAGUAUGGUUGAUGUUAUUAUGUUGAUUGCAACAUUAUUGUUCUUCAAGGAUACAAAAACACCUAUCACAAAUUCUAUGUGGGGCGAAUCAUCUAGCAAGCGCAUUGUUUACAAAAUUGUUAGUUUGGACGACAUCAAAUUGGUGAAAACUGCCACCAACUAUACUAUUAACGAUGUUAUGAUGGCCGUACUACAAGCAAGUUUAUCUCGUUACCUCAACAGGCUAUACGGUGAUAAUGAUAGAGCAACAGAGAAGGAGAAUAAUCUUCCAAAAGGCCUCCACGUUAGGGCUGCGGUACCUGUGUCCUUCAAGAUGGGGAUCCAUGCUUUACCCCAGACUAAACAUAUGGUGGGCAAUAACGUCGGUAUUAUCCUCUUUCCUUUUACAAUUGCAAUUAAAGACGACCCACUUGAUUAUCUUCGCACUGCUAAGGCUUCUAUGGACCGGAAGAAGAAUUCUUUCGAAGCUAUUGCCUCAGGAACCAUUAUUAAGCUAUUCACAUAUUUCUUUGGCAUCAAGGGUGCAAGUAUUUAUGCCCAAAGAAUUUUUUCUCAAACUACAAUACUUGUCUCAAAUCUGCCUGGACCCACCCAAGAAAGUUCUGUCUAUGGUCAUUCGAUUAGCUUCAUAGCUCCUACAGUUUAUGGGCUUCCAAAUGCUCUGACUGUAAAUUUUCAAAGCUAUUUCAACAAGAUGGCAAUUGUUCUAUCAGUUGAUGAAAAUGCAAUUCCCAAUCCUCACCAGUUAUGUACUGAUUUCGAAGAAUCUUUAAAGCUCAUUAAGGAUGCUGCCAUGGCUAGGGCAAAGAUGAUGACAUAAGGGCCAUGCAAAUGUAAUUGUAUGCUCAUUUGUCAAUUUAAAUGCACAAGAGAUUUUGUUAAGUCGGUUGCUCAGUUGUUUGUGUUGGCUAUUAAGUUUUAUAAAAAUAAUAUAUAAACCAAAAACUUCUCUGAUAAUGUAAUAAUGUUGCAUUGGUUGUCCAAUAGGAUUAUUAAUUUUUGUUUCA
Messenger RNA from Jatropha curcas, 1552 nucleotides. Lineage: Eukaryota; Viridiplantae; Streptophyta; Magnoliopsida; Malpighiales; Euphorbiaceae. The record is from RefSeq and is a predicted model, not a curated record.